Molecule: messenger RNA, 696 nt
Organism: Priapulus caudatus
Lineage: Eukaryota; Metazoa; Priapulida; Priapulimorpha; Priapulimorphida; Priapulidae
Product: leucine-rich repeat-containing protein 15-like
Exons: 4
Coding region: 1-696 (231 amino acids)
Molecular function (GO): protein binding
Source: RefSeq, a predicted model, not a curated record
AUGACGGCCAUCGUUGGCCGCUUGCAGUACACGACGAUGAGUCGCCUUCAGAUCAUCGGCUUCGCCGACCUGACCGAGAUACUGGCAGGCAUGUUCAGCGAUCUGGAGAUAUUUUCGCUGACCAUCAGCUCCUCUAGCCGACCGACGAUGAAUGCGCAGUCGUUCGCGGGUAUACGCGGCCUGAUAGAGCUGAUCCUGACGUCGCUUGGGAUGACCGAGCAGCCGUCGGUGAUCUUCCCCUCUGUCAGCCAUGUCGAAUUCCUGGAUCUCAGCUACAAUCGCUUCACAACGUUGCCUGAAAGAAUAUUCUCCUCCUUCAGGCAACUACUUAGGCUCUUUCUACAAUUCGGCGCACUCACUACCAUUGCACCCAACGCGCUGGGAGGUCUGUCAACACUAGAGUACUUGGACUUGUCGCAUAACAAAAGCGGGUUCAUCAAACCGGGGCUCUUUGCCGAAAUGGGACAACUCUACACGAUGAUGCUGAAAUACAAUAACCUGCACGCGCUCGAAGCGGGCACCUUCUCCGGUUUGAGAAAAGUCCGCUCUGUCGAUCUAAGAUAUAAUAACAUCAGCCGCAUCGAUGCUGGGGCCUUCGAAAACACAGACGUCAUAACUUUCUUGGGACUAUUUAAGAACAAUCUAAAUAACAUUGUAGCCGGAGCAUUCGCGGGAUUAAACAAGCUAGAGGUGUAG